Molecule: messenger RNA, 1832 nt
Organism: Danio rerio (zebrafish)
Lineage: Eukaryota; Metazoa; Chordata; Actinopteri; Cypriniformes; Danionidae
Gene: mfng
Product: MFNG O-fucosylpeptide 3-beta-N-acetylglucosaminyltransferase
Biological process (GO): regulation of Notch signaling pathway; pattern specification process
Cellular component (GO): membrane; Golgi membrane
Molecular function (GO): glycosyltransferase activity; O-fucosylpeptide 3-beta-N-acetylglucosaminyltransferase activity
Source: RefSeq, marked provisional
CAAGUGCACGGGGCAGCAUGCGGGAUUCGAGCUCAUUGAACCAGAUGAAAACUUUAACGGAAUAAUAAUGAGUUUAAACAACACAAUCAAACCCGCCCCGGUUUGUGUUUGUUGUAUUACAUUAUUGAUAUUACUACCAUCCCUGCGUGCCAUGCACUGAACGCGCCCAAGUGUCUCCGGUUACACUUGAACUGAUGUAAUAUGUGGCCAAAAGCGAAUUGAGGAUUUAAUACGAUGAUUUUAAGGAGGCUGUUUCAUGUACUGCCUGCUUUCGCUUUUACGCUUUUUAUUUUGGUUUUGCUGGAUCUGCAGCUGCGCACCAGGAGUGACCAAAAGCCCCAAAACGCGCACGAUGGGCACCAACGGACAACUUUUAUAUCAGAAACCACGGCUGAAAACCAACACAGAGAUGGUGCUCAUGAGAAAGAAAAAGCAGAAGGUCAGAAAUGGACGGAGGUGAGGUCUACACCACCUUUAGAGCUCAGUGACAUCUUCAUUGCGGUGAAAACCACCGGCCGCUUCCACAAGAGCCGCCUUGCUCUUCUUCUGGAGACCUGGAUCUCUGAGACUAAAGAGCACACGUACAUCUUUACAGAUAGUCCAGACGCAGACAUUUCUUCAGAAGGUUUUAACGUUGUCGUCACUAAUUGUUCACCUGAGCACAGUCAUCAAGCAUUAUCCUGCAAGAUGGCUGCUGAGUAUGACUACUUCAUGGCCUCCUACAAAAAGUGGCUGUGUCAUGUUGAUGAUGAUAACUAUCUGAAUCCCGGAGCUCUUCUCUCUCUCCUGAUGGCCUUUCCAGCAGAUGGCGAUAUUUAUGUAGGAAAACCUAGUCUGGAUCGACCAAUGAGAGCGCAGGAGCUGCUGGAGGGAAACAAGACGAGGGAUGUCCAUUUCUGGUUUGCUACAGGAGGGGCUGGUUUCUGCCUGAGCAGGAACCUGGCAGAAAGGAUGGCACCCUGGGCAAGUGGUCCCAGGUUUGAACAAACAUCUGCUGUGAUAAUGUUGCCUGAUGACUGUACCGUGGGUUUUAUAGUUGAGAGGCGACUGGGCAUCUCGAUGAUCCAUAGCAAUAUGUUUCACUCUCAUUUAGAAAACCUACUCCUUCUGUCCCCCAGCGAUAUUCCAAAACAGGUGACUCUAAGCUACGGAUGGUUUGAGAGUAAAAUGAACAGUGUUGAAUUAAAAGGAGUUUUUACCAAAGAUGAAGAUCCGUCCAGGUUCAGGACAGUUCACUGUCUUCUAUACCCUACAACAAGUUGGUGCCCAGUUGCCCUCAAAAGUGCCUUGUCAUGGAAUCAACAUGUGAUGCACUGAGCUAAAUGGACAAUGAUCAUGUAUUAUGUGAAAAGAUCAUGGCAUGAAUUUCCAAAAAGACAUGUUGUAAGGGUAGACGAGCCAACAAAUAAUGCACCGAAAGAAACAGAAAAACCUUGAUGUUUUAAUGAGCCAUUAUUGGUGUUUAAAUGCUAAAAUAGAAGUGUAACUUCUGUCUACACGCUGCACAUUUUUUAGGUGUUAUAUGGUCAUUUGAUUCCUUGAUCAUAAAUACGCUUAAGAAGAGUCCUGAAUAAAUACCACAUAUUUGUCAAUGCACUGUUUAAUUGUAAAAAAAUGAAACUAACUACUUAUAUUAUGAAUUAGUUUGUUUACUUGUGUAUCAAUUUAAAAUCAAAUUAUAUUUGUUUCACUGUAUUUUACACCUUUUGCACUGUACACAUUUCGAUUACUGUAAUAUGUUUUUAAUUUAUGAUUUACAUGAAGCACUUCAGUGGUUAUCCACUAAAAUGCGUUUCCAUACAGUGUUAGUUAAAUAAAGAUUAUUUUCUGUA